Messenger RNA from Thunnus maccoyii (southern bluefin tuna), 1303 nucleotides. Its product is annotated as ceramide synthase-like. Gene Ontology annotation, cellular component: membrane; endoplasmic reticulum. Lineage: Eukaryota; Metazoa; Chordata; Actinopteri; Scombriformes; Scombridae. Gene Ontology annotation, molecular function: sphingosine N-acyltransferase activity. Bases 325 to 1035 code for a protein of 236 amino acids. The record is from RefSeq and is a predicted model, not a curated record. Gene Ontology annotation, biological process: ceramide biosynthetic process; lipid homeostasis. The transcript has 6 exons.
UCUACUCCUGCUGUUUCUCUACUUCUUACUGGUCUCCUUCAGUUGUAGUUUCUCUGCAGCAGUUCGACCAUGAAGGCUGAUUCACACAGUCUCCUCUGCUUGAACUCUGGGAAACAUUGAUCUGAGCUGCUGUAAUGUACUUGUCCUCUGCAGCAGAGGAACUCUUGGCCUUCCUGUCCUGAUUGGUCCUCAUCAGAGCCAGUUUCAUCAGAGCGUUCGAUGGUUUUUGCGCCAGCGCUUGAAGAAACCUUCAAAGUUCUUGGAAUGUUCUGGAUUGACUGACCUUCAUGUCUUAAAUGUCUGGUGUCGUCGGUCCAGGCUGUCAUGGCCUCGUCAGCCGGAUGUGUCAUCGCCUCGUCUUGCAGGGACGUCAUAGAGGACAAGCACUGGCUGACCAAUGCCUACAUCCUCUUUGCCACGCCUUACUUUGCCUACGACAUCUACGCCAUGUUCCUGUGUUACUGGCACAAGCUGCAGGUCAAAGGUCAUGAGGAGGGCGGUGUCAGGUCGAUGAGCGCUGCUGUAGCCGGUUACCUGCGCAGAGAGCCUCUCAUGGUGCUGCAUCAUGUCUUCAUGGUGGCCUUCUGCUUCCCCGCCUCGCUGCUGUGGCGGCAGGGUAAAGGUGAUUACUUCCAGGGUGUUUUGUUUCUGGCUGAACUCAGCACACCAUCCGUCUGUCUGGGGAAAGUCCUGAUCCAGUACAAGAAGCAGCACACUCUCCUGCACAAAGUGAACGGCGUGCUCAUGCUGCUCACCUUCUUCAGCUGUCGGGUUCUGCUCUUUCCUUACCUGUAUUACGCCUACAGCAGGUACGCCUCCAUCCCCGUGUACGAGGUGCCCCUGGUGGCCCCGUGGCAGUGUAACCUGGGGGCCGCUCUGCUGUGGCCCCUCCAGCUCUACUGGUUCACACUGAUCUGUAGAGGGGCCCUCCGCCUGUCCGCAGGACGUCCGAGCUCAACGCCGCCGACUUUUCAAACUGACGGCUGCAUGAACUGGAGUGACAGCUGCUCGCAGCGUCAGACGGACAAACGCUGACGCUGGAUACAAAGACCAGAUGGAGAAACUUAAAGCUUCAACUGGAGUUGAAGAAAAAGAGACACUGACGCUGGUGAGAUUCUGUUUACUGCAGAUAAAACCAGAGAAAAGACGUUUUGAUGUGAAAAUCAUAAACAGGAGCUUUGAACAAAGUGUUUAAUGUAAGAAGAGAGAAUGAAGAAGAUCCUCUUUAACAUGGAAAAGGUGAAAAAGUCUGAAAACUAAUGAAUGAAAUGAACAUUAAAAGUCCAUCAUGAACACGUUUUAA